Molecule: messenger RNA, 180 nt
Organism: Brugia malayi
Lineage: Eukaryota; Metazoa; Nematoda; Chromadorea; Rhabditida; Onchocercidae
Exons: 2
Coding region: 1-180 (59 amino acids)
Source: RefSeq, a predicted model, not a curated record
AUGUAUGGUGUCAAAUUUCCUUCCCUUUAUUCGUCAAAUGCGCCAUCCCACUCGUUUUUGCAUACGGUAAUCCAACUAAUCCAUCGACAGAUUGAGCAGCAAAAAGGAAGGACUGUUAGUGACCAUUUGAGAGGAAUGGAUAAUCCAAUUGUUGUAACGUCCGAAAACUGGGCAUUUUGA